Anolis sagrei ordinatus is the source of this 920-nucleotide messenger RNA. It is a transcript of the gene IFT20, whose product is annotated as intraflagellar transport 20. Gene Ontology annotation, biological process: centrosome localization; protein localization to cilium; intraciliary transport. Gene Ontology annotation, cellular component: intraciliary transport particle B; Golgi apparatus; cilium. The record is from RefSeq and is a predicted model, not a curated record. Lineage: Eukaryota; Metazoa; Chordata; Lepidosauria; Squamata; Anolidae.
AUGGUACGUUCCAAUGGGGCGGGGCUGAUGCUGUCGCCGUGGCAGCGCGGGGAGGGGGCCUGGAGGGCAGGAGACGGAAAAGAUGGCGAAAGACAUCCUGGGGGAAGCCGGGCUUCACUUUGAUGAGCUGAACAAGCUGCGGGUUUUAGACCCAGAAGUAUCCCAGCAAACGGUGGAGCUGAAAGAGGAGUGCAAAAUAUUUGUUGACAAGAUUGGGGAAUUCAAGAAAAUAGUGGGCAGCCUCAUUGAGCUCGUCGACCAGCUUGCGAAAACAACCGAAAAUGAGAAAAUCAAGGCCAUCGGUGCCCGCAACUUGCUGAAGUCCAUCGCAAAGCAAAGGGAGGCUCAGCAGCAGCAACUCCAGGCGUUAAUAGCGGAGAAGACUACGCAGCUUGAAAGGUACCGAGUCGAGUACGAAACGCUGUGCAAAAUAGAAGCGGACCAAAACGAAUUCAUCGACCAGUUCAUUUUCCAGAAAUAAAGAGACUGGCGGCACAAAACAGACCGGGAGGCCUUAAGCCAUUCCAGAAGACCAAGCAUUUAGCAAUGGCCAGCUUCCAAACAUUGCACAGAACUGGACCAAAGUCACUUCCCAGCAGGCCGAAAAGUGAACCUGAAUGGAUCCCCUCUUGAUGUUGGACUCUCCCCAGCCUUAACCAUCUCUGGGACUUCGGUGUUUGAGCAAAGCUGGUUUUGAGCUCGGUUCUUGCUGUAGAAUUGAUACGAUUGACUGAGAAGGUGUGGACGGAUGCACUUAAUAUAUUUUCUAAUAUUUUUUUAAAAUGUCCAGCACCACAUGGCAAUGUUUUGAACCAACCACCAGACUGUUCUGUAUUUAUACACCUCCCCUUUCCCUACUUUUUAAAGAUUAUUAAACAAUGCUUUCCAAAAAAAAUCAGGUAAUAAAUAUUUUUUCGAAA